Molecule: messenger RNA, 3354 nt
Organism: Jaculus jaculus (lesser Egyptian jerboa)
Lineage: Eukaryota; Metazoa; Chordata; Mammalia; Rodentia; Dipodidae
Product: zinc finger protein 93-like
Exons: 4
Coding region: 57-2120 (687 amino acids)
Biological process (GO): negative regulation of transcription by RNA polymerase II
Molecular function (GO): DNA-binding transcription repressor activity, RNA polymerase II-specific
Source: RefSeq, a predicted model, not a curated record
CGGCGGCCCUGGAAGUCGUCGUGGGCGGCGGCGGCGGCGGCGCUCCGUCCUCCACCAUGAAGGAACUGUUGUCCUUCAGGGAUGUGGCCAUUGAUUUCUCUCCAGAGGAGUGGCAAUGUCUGGAUACUGCUCAGUGGAAUCUGUAUAAGGAUGUAAUGUUGGAAAAUUAUGGAAAUCUUGUUUCUGUGGGCCUUGCUUUCUCUAAGCCAUACCUGGUCACAUUUCUGGAGCAAAGAACAGAGCCUUGGGAUGUGAAGAGAGAAGCUCCGUGCCCAGGUACAGAGCCAUAUACCUAUCGAGCGUGUGGCCAGGCUUGCGAUCAGACACCCCUGCUUAGUCCACUCCCGGGCCCGCACAGCGGAGAGACGGCCUGCAAACACGAGGAACGCGCAGCGUCCCUGGACGGCCAGCUGAUGCUUUCUGGACACGCCAGCAUUCACACCGAAGAGGAAUCCGGCAAGCCUUUUAAUUGCUUCUCAAGAUGUGGCCUGCACCAGACAGCUCACGCUGGGGAGAAGCCGCACGGCUGUGCAGAAUGUGGCAAAACCUUCAGCACCUGCGCAGCCCUUGCUCGGCACGGCAGGGCCCACGCCGGCGAGAGACCCCACAAGUGUGCAGAGUGCGGCAAGGCCUUCGCCCGCCUCCCCGAGCUCACGCGACACCGGAUCGUGCACGCCGGCGAGAAGCCUCACAAGUGCGAGCAGUGCGGCAAGGCGUUCAGCUCUCCCUCCGCGCUCUGCAAGCACCAGAAGACCCACGGCGACGGGGAGCGCAACAAGUGCGAGCAGUGCGGCAGGGCGUUCAGCUCUCCCUCCGCGCUCUGCAAGCACCAGAAGACCCACGGCGGCGGGGAGCCCAACAAGUGCGAGCAGUGCGGCAAGGCGUUCAGCUCUCCCUCCGCGCUCUGCAAGCACCAGAAGACCCACGGCGGCGGGGAGCCCAACAAGUGCGAGCAGUGCGGCAGGGCGUUCAGCUCUCCCUCCGCGCUCUGCAAGCACCAGAAGACCCACGGCGGCGGGGAGCCCAACAAGUGCGAGCAGUGCGGCAAGGCGUUCAGCUCUCCCUCCGCGCUCUGCAAGCACCAGAAGACCCACGGCGGCGGGGAGCCCAACAAGUGCGAGCAGUGCGGCAGGGCGUUCAGCUCUCCCUCCGCGCUCUGCAAGCACCAGAAGACCCACGGCGGCGGGGAGCCCAACAAGUGCGAGCAGUGCGGCAAGGCGUUCAGCUCUCCCUCCGCGCUCUGCAAGCACCAGAAGACCCACGGCGACGGGGAGCGCAACAAGUGCGAGCAGUGCGGCAGGGCGUUCAGCUCUCCCUCCGCGCUCUGCAAGCACCAGAAGACCCACGGCGGCGGGGAGCCCAACAAGUGCGAGCAGUGCGGCAAGGUGUUCAGCUUCCGGUCCGUCCUGCACAAGCACCAGAGGACGCACACCGGCGAGAAGCCGUACAGGUGUGCGGAGUGCGGCAAGGCCUUCAGCUUCUCCUCCAGCCUGGGCCAGCACGAGCGGAUCCACACCGGGGAGAAGCCGUACCGGUGCGCGCAGUGCGGCCAGGCCUUCCACUGCGCGUCCUACCUCAGUAAGCACCAGAGGGUCCACCGCGGGGAGAAGCCCUUCAAGUGCGGCGAGUGCGGCCGGGCCUUCCCCUGCUCCUCCAAGCUCAGCUACCACGCGCGGCUGCACACGGGCGAGAGGCCCUACCGCUGCGAGGAGUGCGGCAAGGCCUUCAGCGUCUUCUCCUCCUGCGCCCGGCACCGCAGGAUCCACACCGGGGAGAAGCCCUACAAGUGCCAGGAGUGCGGCAAGGCCUUCAACAACUGCACCUCGCUCAUCCAGCACCAGCUGAUCCACACGGGCGAGAAGCCGUACGCGUGCCGGGAGUGCGGCAAGGCCUUCAACCACUCGUCCAGCCUGACGCAGCACCUGCGCACGCACACGGGCGAGAAGCCGUACCGGUGCGGCGAGUGCGGCCGGGCCUUCAGCUCGUCGUCCUACCUGCACUACCACCGCCGCACGCACACCGGCGAGCGGCCCUACAAGUGCGCGCGCUGCGGCCGGGCCUUCAGCAACUGCUCCGCCUUCAUCCGGCACCACCGCAUCCACACCAGGGACGAGCCCUAGGAGCACAAGGGACGCGCGAAGGCCUUCCGCAGCGCAACACUCAGCAAAAGCAACGCGAGCCUGGUUCAUGCACGGAAGAUGGAAAAUGCCAGCAACUGGUUUGCACUUACGAAACACCAGAAAAUCGCAUAUGAGGAAAACCCUACAAAUUCUAACAAUGUUCAGUAUCCUUUUAAUUAUUCACACUUAAAAUCAGAGAACUCGCAUUGUUAACAGAAAUGUAGCACGGCUUUGAGCUAAAGCUCAGUGCUCACCAGAAAUGAAUUCAUAUUCAGCAGAACCUUGCCUAUGUAGUAAUAUCGGAAGCAGCGUUUUUUUUUUUUUGUUUUUUACAACACAUGUAUUUCAAAAGAACAGAGUGCAUUAGAAAACUUGUUGUAAUAGUACUCAUAUUGUAUCUUGAUGGAUGUAACGGAACUGAGGGGACAAACUCAGCGAAUAUGUGGAAACUGGCAAAAAUGUGACAUGUCGUUUACACAGCAUUAUUAUUUGAUGUGAUUUCAAUAAGUCAUCAGACAUCAGAAUCAUGGAGAUAAUUUAUCUCUAAUAAUCUCAAUUUAUUAUGAAAUCAAUUUAUCACAUAGCCUCAUUUUUGAGAAGCGAAUGAAGCAAAAGUCUCAGACAAUACGUUAGAAGAAGCAGACUGGAUCCGGAAAGGUUUUAGUUCUACUUCUUUUUUCCAGAGACCCUGCAGUAGAUUUUGAAAUACACAUUGUAUGAAGUUUGUUUGUUUCUUUCUUUCAAUAAGUGAGUUUUUUGUCCUUGAUGCAUUACUAUUGUGUAUUGAAUGACAACUUAUUCUGUAACAGAUAUUAAAAUAUUCCAGUUUACUCAGGGAUAUAGGUAACAGAUUUUAUUUUUAUGCUGCUGGAGAUUAGUGGGUACAGUUGUCAAAACUUUUCCCAAUGUCAGUCUCUUUCAAAUACUGGGAAAGUACUAUUCUAUAUUUCCAAUAUUUAUUGUCUCCUUUUUGUACUUAUUUGGAAAUUAGAAGUCUUAUAGCUAUAUAAAUAUGCUCUAGACUAAUCUUGAAAUCAUUUUUAUCCAAUUUUACCAUAUAAUUUUUUAACAUACCACAUCUUGGUCCAUAAAUUGUACAAAAAUUCUACAAUUCAUUUGCUUUGAAGUACACAAAUACUAUAGUCUAAUGGUAAACUUUAGUACCACAGCCUUUAGAAGUAUGUGAAUAGUGUUUUUUCUUUAAUAAAAUUUGAAAACUAAUAAGUUUCUGAAA